AGCGAGGAGGCUGCGCUGCGCGCGCCGCGCCGGGGCCGGAGCCGGGCCUGGGCCGCUGGGUGUGAGCCGGCCAGAGGUGCACGGACCGCGACCGGCCGCACGGGAGCGGCGACGAUGGCCGUGCAGGCGGCGCUCCUCAGCCCGCACCCAUUCGUCCCCUUCGGCUUCGCGGGUGCCCCGGACGGGCUGGGGGGCGCCUUCGGAGCCCUGGACAAGGGCUGCUGCUUCGAGGACGAUGAGACCGGGGCGCCGGCGGGCGCGCAGCUGGCGGGAGCCGAGGGCGGGGACGUGCGCGAGGCCACUCGCGACCUGCUCAGCUUCAUCGACUCGGCGUCCAGCAACAUCAAAUUGGCACUUGACAAGCCCGGCAAGUCCAAGCGGAAGGUGAACCACCGCAAGUACCUGCAGAAGCAGAUCAAGCGCUGCAGCGGCCUCAUGGGCGCCGCGCCCCCGGGCCCACCUUCCCCCGGCGCCGCAGACACUCCCGCCAAGCGCCCGCCCGCCGCCCCCAGCGCCCCGACCGUGGCCGCCCCGGCCCAUGGCAAGGCUGCCCCCCGGCGGGAGGCGUCACAGGCCGCGGCGGCUGCGAGCCUGCAGAGCCGGAGCCUGGCCGCGCUCUUCGACUCGCUACGCCAGGUACCCGUGGGCGACGAGCCGGCUGGGGGCGCGGUGACCGCUCCCGCCGCUGGGAUCUGCGGAACGGGCGCUGGGGGCACGGGAGGCGACGCGGCCGGCCCCACAGGGGGCGCGGUGGCCCCAGGCGCCAGGAAGGUCCCGCUGCGGGCUCGCAACCUGCCCCCGUCCUUCUUCACCGAGCCAUCCCGGGCUGGCGGCGGUGGGUGCGGCCCGUCGGGGCCCGGCGUGAGCCUGGGCGACUUGGAGAAGGGCGCCGAGGCCGUGGAGUUCUUCGAGCUGCUGGGUCCCGACUACGGCGCUGGCACGGAAGCGGGCGUCUUGCUCGCUGCUGAGCCUCUCGAUGUGUUCCCCGCUGGAGUCGCUGCCCUGCGGGGACCCUCGGAGCUGGAACCUGGCCUGUUUGAGCCGCCGCCGGCGAUGGUGGGGAACCUGCUGUACCCUGAGCCCUGGAGCGCCCCCGGUCCUCCGACCAAGAAGACGCCCUUGGCUGCCGCCCGCGGCGGCUUGACCUUGAACGAGCCCUUGCGCCCCCUGUACCCCGCCGCCGCGGACUCCCCCGGAGGGGAGGAUGUGCCUGGCCAUUUAGCCUCUUUUGCCCCCUUCUUCCCAGACUGCGCCCUACCCCCGCCGCCGCCCCCCCAGGUGUCCUACGAUUACAGCGCGGGGUACAGCCGCACGGCUUACUCGAGCCUUUGGAGACCGGACGGGGUUUGGGAAGAGGUGCCAGGGGAGGAGGGAGCGCACCGGGACUGACUGCGAAGUAGCCUUCACUCCCUUUAGAAACUGCUGUGGGUUGUGCCUGCCUUCGGGUCUCUCCUAAACCUAAAGAACGAUAGGAAAAUGCACGUGGAGACGAACCGGGAUUAAAAAAAAAAUUCAAUUAACAAAAAAUUUCAGGAAAAGAGACGAAGAGGAAUUGGAGAUUGUUUUAAUCGCAACCCCAGGAAGUUUUUUUAAAAAAAUUAAAAAGCCGUUGGUAGGUUCUUACUGCACCAGACAUCAAGAAACCAAACGGAGUUUAGGGAAUCGGGUGGGGAUGGUAGAAGGGGCAAGAGGCGGCUUCUGUAGCCACCCAACCCUUCUCCAACUUUUCAGCAAAAGGUCAGUCUGAGUGCAGUGAUUUUUAGUGUAAUUGUCCCUUCCAAAACAUGUCCUGGUACCUCCUCUUCCCUUUGAGUGCAUUAUGAAUUAAAGCCUGUCUUGAAAAGAAUGAAACAGAGGUAUGUUGUUAUUGAUUUGAAUGUUUUCUUAGAGGAUGGUUUUCCUAGCUUUGCUAGGUGGGAGCGUUGAGCUGGAGUGGGGAUUUAAGGCCUAUGGUCCAUUGCUGACCUUCCAGGUGCCAGGUAUGGUUCUCUUCUCUAAGACUCUUUUUCUUAAAUCCCACCUCCUGCCCCCUUCCUUCUUCCAUCUUCCUGUCUCUUCACCAGUGCCUACUUUCCUCCAUUUAAUUUCAUUGGUUUCUCCCAUAUUUUUUUCUGUAGGCCUUUCUCACAAAUGUCUGAUGCAGGAGGCUUAAAUUUGCCUAAUGUGGAGUCUAUUUCUCUCCUUUGCUUUUCGCAUUGUCUAACCACCUUGGGUGGGUGGGUAGGUGGGGACUGGGCAAAUCAUAACCUCUCUGUAUCUGAAUUUUCUCAUCUGAGAGGGUGCGGAUGGCAAUAAUCCUGGACUUCUCACUUUUUCACAGUUUGUUGGGUAGCUCAGAGGAGAC
Loxodonta africana (African savanna elephant) is the source of this 2344-nucleotide messenger RNA. It is a transcript of the gene FAM181B, whose product is annotated as family with sequence similarity 181 member B. The transcript has a single exon. NCBI's taxonomy places the organism in Eukaryota, Metazoa, Chordata, Mammalia, Proboscidea, Elephantidae. The coding region runs from base 115 to 1389 and encodes 424 amino acids. The record is from RefSeq and is a predicted model, not a curated record.